Molecule: messenger RNA, 924 nt
Organism: Neltuma alba
Lineage: Eukaryota; Viridiplantae; Streptophyta; Magnoliopsida; Fabales; Fabaceae
Exons: 7
Coding region: 1-924 (307 amino acids)
Source: RefSeq, a predicted model, not a curated record
AUGGAUGGAGACAAGAGAGAUAGUGUAAUUAAGUGCACGAUUUGGGAUUUUGUGGCAAGUGUGUCAGCCAUAAAUGGCCUGGUUUGCUUUGCUCUCGGCGACGUCUACAAAAAGUCAUUUGGAAAGUUGGGUAUGGGCGGUCUCGUUAUUUAUCUGUCUGUCGGAUUAAUUGUGUGUAUGCUCAUAUGGCUAACCCGGAAAAUUAAAGUUGAAGAAGGAUUCCAAGUUCCUGUGCUCUCUCUGGUGUUUGGUCUAACAUGUUUAGCCUCCACCAUCCUUGACAUGCUUGGGAGUGGAAAAGCAGAUGUGUUUAGCAUUAUCUCGUAUGGUUCAUUUGCCUUGAUGUCCUUAUCCGUGUCGAGGAAGUCUGAGCUUGGAUUCGAAACUGGCUUCUCCUCUUUUUUCCUGUCAUUGUUUGCCUCACAAUUUCCAAAAAUCAACCGGCUGCUCACACCGAUUGCAAUAGUCCUCUGCUCGGUCACCUUUUAUAUUUUCCGCUCAACACAAAGAGGAGGAGGACAGCAUGAUUCCACCAAUCCAAAUAACGAUGCACAUUUAAGAGGCGUAGAGCAGCAAUCAUCGAGCGAUCGUAUCCCUGAAACAGACCUCAGACAAGAGCUAUUUAGAAGGGCGCGCUUCUCUAGAACACUACCAUCUACAAGUUCUAGCAAAUAUUCAGUCGAAACCUUUGAGCAUUCCAUCGGGCAAGUGAAGAUGGCGGAACCAAAGCAAUCCUUGGGCGAUCAUAAACGACAUACCAAUGUGGAGCAAUCCUCAGGCGAUCAUAAAGAACGUACCAAUGUGGAGGAAUCCUCAGGCGAUCGUAUUUUUUCAGAAAAAGAAGAACAGACCAAGGAACCCUCAAGCCAUGAUAGUUCUUUAAAAGAAGCACGGAUCGACAUGAUGGUAGGAGAUCAAAUUUAA